This is a messenger RNA of Podospora anserina S mat+, 96 nucleotides long. RefSeq lists its product as uncharacterized. The record is from RefSeq and is a predicted model, not a curated record. NCBI's taxonomy places the organism in Eukaryota, Fungi, Ascomycota, Sordariomycetes, Sordariales, Podosporaceae. The coding region runs from base 1 to 96 and encodes 31 amino acids. The transcript has a single exon.
AUGCAGCACACUAUCAAGACCAGCUCCUUUAUUCUCUCUCAUACACACGCCAAGGGGUUGGCAAUCCCUCGUGUACCGGUCGAUAUGGCAAUUUAA